AUGGCUGCCGGAGGCCUCGCGCUGCUGCCCGCCCUCCUCGUCGCGGCCCUCUGCGCCGCCGCGUGGCGGGCCGAGGCGGCGAUCGGGGUGAACUGGGGCACCGUGUCCGACCACCGCGCGCCGCCCGGCGUGGUGGUGGACUUGAUGCGCGCGAAUCGGAUCAGCAAGGUGAAGCUCUUCGACGCCGACCCGGGAGUCCUGCGCGCGCUCGCCGGCAGCGGCAUCCAGGUCAUGGUCGGCGUUACCAACGGCGAGCUCGCAAGCUUCGCGGGGUCGCAGGCGGCUGCAGACGCUUGGGUCGCGCAGAACGUGUCCCGAUACGUCGGCCGCGGUGGCGUCGACAUCCGAUACAUUGCUGUGGGCAAUGAGCCUUUCCUGACAAGCUACCAGGGUCAAUUCCAAUCAUAUAUCAUUCCAGCAAUGACAAAUAUUCAGCAAUCGCUGGUGAAAGCUAAUCUUGCUAGCUACGUAAAGCUAGUAGUUCCCUGCAAUGCAGAUGCAUAUCAGAGUGCUUCUGUUCCAUCUCAAGGAGUAUUCAGGACUGAAUUGACUCAGAUAAUGACCCAGCUGGCUGCUUUUCUGAGCUCUAGUGGGGCACCAUUCGUCGUCAAUAUCUACCCAUUCCUCAGUCUUUACCAAAGUUCAGAUUUCCCACAAGAUUAUGCCUUCUUCGAGGGAUCUACUCACCCAGUAGUAGAUGGUCCGAAUGUGUACUACAAUGCAUUUGAUGGGAACUUUGACACACUAGUUUCUGCUCUCAGUAAAAUUGGCUACGGGAACCUACCUAUUGCAAUUGGUGAGAUAGGUUGGCCAACUGAGGGAGCACCAAGUGCAAACUUAACUGCAGCAAGGGCAUUCAAUCAAGGGCUUAUCAAUCGUGUUACAAGCAACAAGGGAACUCCACUCCGACCUGGUGUGCCUCCAGCUGAUGUAUAUCUUUUCAGCCUUCUCGAUGAAGAGGGGAAGAGCAUACUGCCAGGAAACUUUGAGCGGCACUGGGGGAUCUUCUCCUUCGAUGGGCAAGCCAAAUACCACCUGAAUCUUGGGCUGGGAAAUUCAGUACUGAAGAAUGCCAAAGAGGUUCCUUACCUUCCAUCACGUUGGUGUGUUGCAAACCCUGCUUGGAAUCUUGACGGUGUUUCAGAUCACAUGAAGCUUGCUUGCAGCAUGGCUGAUUGUACCACUCUGUACUACGGAGGUUCAUGCUAUGGUAUCGGGGAGAAGGGCAAUGUUUCAUAUGCUUUCAACAGCUACUAUCAGCAGCAGAAGCAGGACCCAAAGAGUUGCGAUUUUGGUGGGCUUGGGAUGAUAACUUACCUUGAUCCAUCUAUGGGCGAGUGCCGCUUUCUUGUUGGUGUUGAUGAUAGCAAGAGCUCUGCAGUCGCCUCUUGUGGCGGUGGAUGCUGCGGGGUCUGCUGUGGAAUGUGGGUUUUAGCUUUCUGGGUGUUCAUGUACCUUAGAAUGAUGGGUUCUGCUUGA
Miscanthus lutarioriparius is the source of this 1479-nucleotide messenger RNA. The record is from the annotation of a GenBank genome assembly. Lineage: Eukaryota; Viridiplantae; Streptophyta; Magnoliopsida; Poales; Poaceae.